Molecule: messenger RNA, 231 nt
Organism: Fusarium pseudograminearum CS3096
Lineage: Eukaryota; Fungi; Ascomycota; Sordariomycetes; Hypocreales; Nectriaceae
Exons: 2
Coding region: 1-231 (76 amino acids)
Source: RefSeq, a predicted model, not a curated record
AUGUCUACCGGUCCUGAGAAGAAGUCGUAUUCACUUCCAUUUUCUCUGGAGCCAAAAGUUGUUGAACAGAUCACACUAGUGAACAAGGCUAUCGAAAGAGAUUGGGCCUCUCUUCCACCGGAUCGCUGUUCCAUGCCCUCCCCCCUUGUCCACGGUUACAUUGUGACCCCUGUCCAGGUCUCAGAUGCACACCCCUUCUCUACUGACACUCGUACUUACAAGAGGAGCUAA